ACAGCACAUUCGCUACGAAAAGGCGACCAGCAACGUGUGCACGAGUCAGGUUUUACUCGCGAACACCAGCGCAAUGUACGCGGUCUAUCACCAGAAGUCUGGGUUGCAAAAGAUAGCCAAACGUGUGCACGGCCUCACCACAUUGUUUGCGGAUGAGCUUCCGCGGCUGAUCGGCGACGCGGCCGUGGUAGACACGUCGCGCCCCUUUUUCGACUCAGUCGUGGUGAACACGCUACCGCGAUCCGCAAAUGAGGCAGCCGCCCUCAUGGCAGA
Amoebophrya sp. A25 is the source of this 273-nucleotide messenger RNA. NCBI's taxonomy places the organism in Eukaryota, Dinophyceae, Syndiniales, Amoebophryaceae. The record is from the annotation of a GenBank genome assembly.